Molecule: messenger RNA, 654 nt
Organism: Pecten maximus
Lineage: Eukaryota; Metazoa; Mollusca; Bivalvia; Pectinida; Pectinidae
Product: circumsporozoite protein-like
Exons: 1
Coding region: 1-654 (217 amino acids)
Source: RefSeq, a predicted model, not a curated record
AUGGCCUGGCCGGGUCCCUGGCGGCCGGGUCCGCGCUGGGCGGGCCGGCUCGGCGCUGGACGGGCCGGUCGAGCGGGGGUUGCCGUAGCGGGGGGGCAGGAUGGUAGGGGGGUGCGCGCCGGCAGGGCCGGGUCCGCGCUGGCCGGCCGGGUCAGCGCUGGUCGGGCCGGGUCCGCGCUGCUCGGGCCGGGUCCGCGCUGGUCGGGCCGGCUAACGCGUGGUCGGGCGGGGUGCGCGCUGGCCGGGCCGUGUCAGCGCUGGCGGGCCGGGUCGCGCUGGUCGGGCCGGGUACGCGUGGCCGGGCCGGCUCCGCGCUGGUGGGCCGGGUCCGCUGGUCGGGCCGGGUCCGCGCUGGUCGGGCCGGGUCCCGCUGGCCGGGCGGUCCGCGCUGGCCGGGCCGGGUCGCGCUGGCCGGGCCGGGUCCCUGUGGUCGGGCCGGGUCGCGCUGGUGGGCGGGGUGCGCGCUUGGCACGGGCCGGGUACCGCGCUGGCCGGGCAGGGUCCGGCUGGAGGCCAGGGUACGCUUGCCGCGGGCCGGGUCCGCGCUGGCCGGGCAAGGGUCCGCGCUGGCCGGCCGGGUCCGCGCUGGACGGGAGGGUCCGCUGGUCGGGCCGGGUCGCGAGCGAGGCGCGGGCCCGCUCCGCUGGGCGGUAG